CUAUCUUCUCUUGAGGGGUUCCUUUUUCACGGCCAAAGACAAUUUCUUCUAUCUAUUCUAAGUUGUACUAAUUUUGUAUCAAUUAAUAAUAUUUCAUGUCAACCAACGAACAAACUCCAAUUGCCUUAAAAGAGGAGAUCGUCUUUACUACAUGUGAAGAUCUUGAUAAUGACAAUGCCCUCAAAGUGAUUCAACAACAUGACACUAUUCUCAACGGUCAAAUAAAGGCAGAUCUCACUCUUCAACCUUCUCCUAUACUCAAUCACUCUCCAGAGACAAGUAACUCAGAAUUACCCGAGAUUGACACUGCACCUACUACAACUAUAUGCGAUUCUAUCGUUUCAGAAGAAAACUCUAAUGAUGCAUUAAUGGAUACUGUACAAGUCCCACCUGUAUCUGCAGAGAAACCUAUCACCAGUGGCUCUAUGGAAACAGAUGUCGAAGAUUUUGUAACGUCUAUUAUUGGUGGCAACGCGCCUACUGAGAAUAAAAAUGCAGAAGAAAAUGCAACAAAAGAUGUACUUGACACAGCUAUUGCAGCCGCAGACGUUACGACUACAGGAUACGAGAGCAGUGAUCUGGAAAUGUCAUCCGAUGAGGACAGCGAUAGCUCGGACGAAAGUGACGAGGAAGUAAGUGGAGAGGCUAAAACAGAAUUGUACGACGAUGAGGACGAAGAACCGGCUGGCACCACUGAAUUGAGAACUACAAAUGAAAUUGUCGAAGUAGUGAUUGAGAAACCCAACUAUAUCUUGACCCCUCAGACAGAAAUCAUUGCGAUUGGUACUAUUCACAAUGUGAUUAACAAUGUAAUCGUCGUCCAAACCACCCCAGGAUCUGUAUUUGCUUUGGAUAUAGGCACUCUUUUUGUCUAUGGUGAUCGAGAGCUUAUGGGAGAGGUGUUUGAAACCUUUGGUCCGGUACAAAGACCGUUCUAUUCGGUUCGCUACAAUAAAGCCGAAGAGAUUGAUAAGGAGAGAGCUGUAGUUGGAGCACGUGUUUUCUUUGUUCCAUCCUAUGAGCGUACCAAUGUCAUCCAAGUUGAGGCUUUGAAGAAGAUUAAGGGCACUGAUGCCAGUAAUAUUUAUGAUGAAGAGGCCGGUGAAGAUGAACUUGAGUUCUCUGACGAUGAGAAAGAAAUGGAACACAAGAAAAGCUUAAAAGCAAAGAGAAAGUCUCGUGCUUCGGAACGGAAUGGAAAAGAUCGUGCUCCUAAGCGGCCUGCUCAUCAGAGUCUUCCAGCAACUGGAACGGAUGAUUUCUCCGCUGAAAUGGCAGAUUACCAAGGCUAUUCUAAUUAUAUAAACCAGGCAGUUGCGCCACCUCCAGGCCGUCAAGUUCAAAGCUAUGCUGAUAUCAGCAACCCUAAUAGCUCAAACACACACUAUUAAUAAUAAUAGACAUACCAAUCAAAAGAAAUGAAGAAAAAAAAGUCAUCAGCAUUCCACUCAUUUGCACAU
Molecule: messenger RNA, 1460 nt
Organism: Phycomyces blakesleeanus NRRL 1555(-)
Lineage: Eukaryota; Fungi; Mucoromycota; Mucoromycetes; Mucorales; Phycomycetaceae
Exons: 5
Coding region: 96-1391 (431 amino acids)
Biological process (GO): pseudouridine synthesis; box H/ACA snoRNP assembly; ribosome biogenesis
Cellular component (GO): sno(s)RNA-containing ribonucleoprotein complex
Molecular function (GO): RNA binding
Source: RefSeq, a predicted model, not a curated record